This is a messenger RNA of Peronospora matthiolae, 366 nucleotides long. The record is from the annotation of a GenBank genome assembly. Lineage: Eukaryota; Oomycota; Peronosporomycetes; Peronosporales; Peronosporaceae.
AUGGAUGCCGAUGUCGAUCACAUCGACACCGGUGACGAUGAUGACGACGAUGCUGGUAUAUUCAGCAUCGCCAAUGACCGCCAAAGUGAGGACGAUGAUACCCUCACUGGUGAAGACAACGUUCUUUCAGCACUGCAAACGAAGCUCAAUACCGUUAACAAGGAUGAACCAGCAGAGGAAUUUUUGCUGACUCGCGAAGCGGUUGUCCGCUUAGUUCAAGACGCUAUUGCAGAUGCAAUAGACAAGCAGAAAAGAAACGCAGACAAACAAGGGAGAGCAAAGGUCUUUCAUUUAAUGAAGGAGAUCAAGUUUUACCGUCUACAGAAAACCACCAAAACACGCAGCGACAAACGUGGGCAGCGGUAA